Bombyx mandarina (wild silkworm) is the source of this 792-nucleotide messenger RNA. Its product is annotated as low molecular mass 30 kDa lipoprotein 19G1-like. The record is from RefSeq and is a predicted model, not a curated record. NCBI's taxonomy places the organism in Eukaryota, Metazoa, Arthropoda, Insecta, Lepidoptera, Bombycidae.
AUGAAAACCGUUCAAGUUAUUCUGUGUCUUUUCGUGGCGUCUUUGUAUGCCAACGGAACCUCAGUCUCAGACUCCAAGCUCGAAGACGAGAUUUACAACAGCAUCCUCGUUGCCGAUUACGACAAUGCCGUUGAAAAAAGCAAACAGACCUACGAGGACAAGAAGUGCGAAGUCAUCACAAAUGUCGUAAACAAACUGAUACGAAACAACAAGAUGAACUGCAUGGAGUACGCCUACCAGCUCUGGAUGCAAGGCUCCAAAGAUAUCGUCCGGGAGUGCUUCCCUGUUGAGUUCAGACUUAUAUUCGCAGAAAACAACAUUAAGCUGAUGUACAAGCGCGACGGUCUCGCUUUGGCGUUGGACGAUGAGAACAGCAACGAUGGCAGACUUGCCUACGGCGAUGGCAAGGACAAGACGAGUCCAAAAGUCAGCUGGAAGUUCGUUCCUCUGUGGGAGAACAACAAGGUCUACUUCAAGAUUGUGAACACUCAGCGUAAUCAGUAUUUGACGUUGUCAUUUAAAACAACCCCGACCCAAAACCACAUGGCUUACGGGGUCAACAGCGUCGAAGGUUUUAAGGCCCAAUGGACCCUGCAGCCCGCUAAGUACGACAACGACGUUUUGUUCUUCAUGUACAAUCGCGAAUACAACGAGGCGUUGGUGCUCUCUAGGCCAACCGACACCUGGGGUAACCGCAUGGCGUUCGGACGCAGUGGCCGCGUGGUCGGAAGUCCCGAGCAGUACGCUUGGGGUAUAAAGGCUUUCUAAGUACUGAUUUCAUCGUUCACUAGA